Molecule: messenger RNA, 1592 nt
Organism: Stomoxys calcitrans (stable fly)
Lineage: Eukaryota; Metazoa; Arthropoda; Insecta; Diptera; Muscidae
Product: protein maelstrom 1
Exons: 5
Coding region: 39-1592 (517 amino acids)
Biological process (GO): regulation of miRNA-mediated gene silencing; spermatogenesis; male meiotic nuclear division
Cellular component (GO): P granule; nucleus
Molecular function (GO): sequence-specific DNA binding
Source: RefSeq, a predicted model, not a curated record
UGUAGAACAAAAUUUUGGCUCGCUUAGUUUUCAAUAAAAUGCCAACAAAAAAGAAACAAAAACCAAAUGCCUUCAUGUUGUUUGCUCUGGAUUGGAGAAGCAAGCAAGCGAGACCCGUAAGCAUAUCGGAGGCCAUACAAGAGGCAGGAGAAAUUUGGAAGAAAAUGAAUGCAGAGGAACGAGCCCCUUAUAAGGAGAGACAAAAAGAAGAACUUCAUCUAACUAACCGUAGCGCUGCGGAGAAGUUCACAUGCACCGGCAUACCAAUCUCACAAAUAGAGCAGGAAAAAUUGAAAAAGGAGAACAAAGAACUUCGAAUGAAACAUGACAUUGAAUCAUUUGUGGGGAAAAGUGUAAAAGAAAACAAACUUGAACAUCAACCAUAUUAUUUUGUUAUGGUCAAUUAUUUCACCAAAACUUUGAAAGGUGGAGUUUAUGUUCCAGCUGAAUUGGCUUUAUGUAAAUUUUCGCUACAAGAGGGCGUUAGUAGCAUUUAUCAAACUCUAAUUAAUCCAGACAUCAACAUCUAUGGUCAUCAUUACGAGGCACAACAUCACUCGGAGACAACUCACAAUUUGCCAUUGCCACCAAAGGCCUUGGGGGAGAAAAAUCUGAGUAAAAUUUACAAGGACAUCUUAGACUUUAUAGGUGAUAACGAUACCAACAGUUACCCGCCAAUAUAUACAGACCGCGAAAGCAGACACAUUGUUGAGUCGGUUUUGAAUUUCUUAAGGCCAGACAAAGCUGAAAAUGUAGAGUUGAAAGUUUAUCCCAUACAGUAUUUGUUUUUCAUCAUGAAGGAGGCCACAUGCCAAGUGGGAGAAUUGGAAAAGCUGAAAAAUAUCUACAUAACCGAUGCCUACUUUGAGAGGGAUUAUUUUGAAUAUCACAUCGGUAUUGGAUGUCAGUACCAUGAGAAUAUAGAUAAAUCCAAAUAUUGCACUCAAUCCUAUGUGACACGUUGGGGUUUUAUGUUUGCUGACUAUAUGUGUCAAGAUCUGGCCAUACCUUUGAAGCCAGGUCGCCAUUGUCCCAUCAAUACCAAUUUAGAAGCCAUACUAACUAAGGCAUCCAAUACAAGCCAUGAUAAUGAAUCCCUGGUAUCAAUGACAACCUCAUUGACCUAUGCCACUGCUCCAGUAGCGGGAUCUAAAUUGUAUGACAACAAAGAGGAUGACAGAGCAUCAACAUCGGCAAAAAUCAAACUUUGUAGCCUUGAUCAAAAGCCAUCUAAGCCCGAGCAGGGUACCAAGAAAAAACAUAAAGCUACUAUGAAGCCAUCCCUACCCAUACUGCAGUCGCAUACCCACGAAGAAGACAAUGCAAAUCCUAUGGGUGGUAAUAAUGAACAACAAGACGAUGAAGACCUAAAUCCCUGGAAUUUACGUUCAUUGAGAACCCAUAUCCCUCCAGAACCGGAUAGUUCUUGUUUUGAUAUAGAUUAUAAUAGCUGUGCUGAUUUAUCGGACUACGAUGAUUACAAUUCUGUGGCAAGUUUUGGUCGCGGGCGUGGAUCUCUAAUAAGCUACGUUAGUUCCACAAGUUCUGGUAGCUUGGGACGUGGUCAAUUACUUUCGUACUUAAAGAAUUAG